UCGAACAUCUCAUAGACAUGGCUGAGAAAGAGAAAUCGAGUAGGGAUUACAGAGACAAACACCGUAGUUCCAAGGAUAAGCACUAUGAAGAUGACCACCGUCAUCAUCACCAUCGUUCCAAGCAUCGAUCAGAAGACGGACAUCACCGAUCUGAGAGAGAGGGAAGCCGAGAAAGAUCUCAUUACCAUGAUAGGAAGGAGGAAGCACUGGAGAAAAAGCAUUCGCAUAAGAGGAAAGACCGAGCAGAAAGUGUUGAUAGAAGCAAUGCGGAUGACAAGAGACCUAGAGUUUCUGACAAGAGGAGGACCGAGGACGACAAUGGUAGGGAUAAGCGGAGAGUUGAUGAUGGAGAUUGGAGGGAUAAGGAUGAGGAGAGAAGAGAGAAAAGGAGGUUUGAGGAUAAAGCAAAGGAGGAGGAGGAGGAUGUGGAAGUUGAUGAAGAAAGGAGGGGAGGUGGAUUUCAAAUGACAACUUCUAAGAAAGAGCCAACUGAUAAUGUCCAGGAUCAGGCUGUUGGUUCCAUUGCUAAGGGUGAGACAAUGGGAUCAUACAAUGUGACAUCAAGGACUUUGCCUGGUAACAACUUGGCUCAUGGUGAUUCUCCAGCUACCAAGGUAUCUUUGCUUUCUACCACAAAUGAAAAUAAGGGAGUUAAUAUUAACGGAUCUCAUCAGAUUCCUGGGAAAUCUAGUACAGAUGGGACAGUUUCUGGUGCUGGCAAGAGUGGGAGCUUAUCCCUUGAUGCUUUAGCAAAAGCGAAGAGAGCUUUACAAAUGCAAAAGGAGUUGACUCAAAAGUACAAGAAGAUACCUGCAUUAAACAAGAACAAGGGUCCCAACUUUACAAGAGAGGGACUUCCACAGGUGGGACCCAAGGAGAGCCUUCAACCUUCGGCUAAUGCAGGGAUUUUUCCUACUCCAGUUGCAUCUUCAGAUGCAGGGGUAUUGCUACCUCCUGGUUCAGCACCAAGUGCAUCCAAUCCACCAUCUAGUGGUUUGCCUCAUCUUAUGGGGCUCACAGCUCAAAAAUAUGAAGCAGUAAAGCGUGCACAGGAACUUGCUGCUAAGAUGGGAUUCCGACAGGACCCAGAAUUUGCUCCCCUCAUAAACAUGUUUCCAGGGCAAAUGCCACCAGAGGUUACCCUUCAGCCAAAGCCUGCAAAGGCCCCUGUUCUUCGAUUGGAUGCCCUUGGUAGGGAAAUCGAUGAGCAGGGAAAUAUUGUCAAUAUGCUUAAGCCAUCGAGCACCCUUAAGGUGAACAUCAAUAAAAAGAAACAAGAAGCAUUUCAAAUUCUCAAACCUGAACUUGAGGUUGAUCCUGAGAAAAAUCCUCAUUAUGAUCCAGGCAUGGGAAUUGACAAGAACAAAAUUUUGAGGCCCAAGAGGAUGACAUUUCAGUUUGUGGAGGAAGGCAAAUGGUCCAGAGAUGCAGAGAUAAUCAAGUUAAAGAGCCAAUUUGGUGAAGCACGAGCUAAAGAGCUAAAGGCAAAGCAAGCACAGUUGACCAAGGCUAAAGCAGAGCCUGACAUAAAUCCGAAUCUCAUUGAGGUAUCGGAAAGGGUUAUUGCCAAGGAAAAACAGAAGGAACCUAUUCCUGAUGUUGAGUGGUGGGAUGCUCCUCUGUUACGAUCUGGUACUUAUGGUGAUGUUGUUGAUGGUAACGUAACUAACGAACAGUUGAAGAUUGAAAGGAUCACCAUAUAUGUUGAACAUCCUCGCCCUAUUGAGCCACCUGCUGAACCAGCUCCACCUCCUCCCCAACCAUUGAAACUAACCAAAAAGGAGCAAAAGAAACUUCGAACUCAGCGAAGAUUGGCCAGAGAGAAAGAAAGACAAGAAAUGAUACGACAAGGCCUGGUGGAACCACCAAAGCCGAAAGUUAAAAUGAGCAAUCUAAUGAAAGUUCUUGGCUCAGAAGCCACACAGGAUCCUACAAAGCUUGAAAUGGAGAUCAGAAGUGCUGCUGCUGAGCGUGAGCAGGCUCAUGUAGACAGGAAUAUUGCUCGUAAGCUUACUCCUGAUGAGCGUCGAGAGAAGAAAGAGAGGAAACUUUUUGAUGACUCAAAUAUCGCACCGGAGACUAUUGUUUCAGUAUACAAAAUUAAUGACCUCUCCCACCCACAAACCCGCUUCAAGGUGGAUGUUAACGCGCAGGAGAAUCGUUUGACUGGGUGUGCAGUGAUCUCAGGAGGUAUUAGUGUUGUUGUUGUUGAAGGUGGGAAAAAAUCAAUCAAGCGAUAUGGGAAACUUAUGCUUAGAAGAAUUGAUUGGGCAGCUGCUGGUAAGAAAGAAGAUGAUGAAGGUGAAGGUGAAGAUGAAGAUAAGCCUCUCAACAAGUGCGUGUUGGUCUGGCAAGGGAGUGUUGCUAAAUCAAGCUUCCAUAGGUUUUUUGUUUAUGACUGCAGGACUGAGGCUGCUGCUCGUAAAGUUUUUGCUGAUGCUGGGGUUCCCCAUUACUGGGAUCUUGCUGUUAACUUUAAAGAUGACGAAUUUUAAUUUAUUUGAACGUUCUGCUGUCUCUGCUAAACCUGAUUUUCUAGUCUCAUGCUGUUCUAUUACAAUUGGAGUGGUCCUAUUGUGGAAUGAUGUUGGAGGAGAAGAAAAGUGAAAACUUCAAGGAUACUUGUAAUUUCAUGUUCUCAAAGGAGCACUUGCUACUCUUAACCUUUGCUGUCCAAGGCAGAGAUGGUUGUGGAACUGUGAUCGGCAUCUUUCUCUAUUUUGAGUAGAUUCUACUUGUUAUUAAGUAUUAACUACUCGUAGUUCAAGGUACACCUUUUGUUUUUGAUCAAUGUGUAACAGCCACUUUUUUCCGUGCUGAGGUAGUGUAGUGCACAACAACAUCAGCAUCUGGUGACUGACUAGGCGGUCGCUGCAUAAAGGGUGUUAGUUGGUAGCACUGUGGGCUUGAAGCUGUAUGGUUGCUAUAGAUGUCUGUCCUCCUCUUUGUUCUGAUGCAAUGAGUUGCGUCUGUUUGUUCGAAUAUUACUUACUAGAUGUAAUAACUGUUGGUGCAUUUGCUUGUGUCAAUUGGCAAA
Solanum verrucosum is the source of this 3037-nucleotide messenger RNA. RefSeq names its product protein RDM16. Gene Ontology annotation, biological process: mRNA splicing, via spliceosome. Lineage: Eukaryota; Viridiplantae; Streptophyta; Magnoliopsida; Solanales; Solanaceae. The coding region runs from base 18 to 2495 and encodes 825 amino acids. Gene Ontology annotation, cellular component: U4/U6 x U5 tri-snRNP complex. The transcript has 6 exons. The record is from RefSeq and is a predicted model, not a curated record.